This is a messenger RNA of Geodia barretti, 321 nucleotides long. NCBI's taxonomy places the organism in Eukaryota, Metazoa, Porifera, Demospongiae, Tetractinellida, Geodiidae. The record is from the annotation of a GenBank genome assembly.
AUGAUACCUCGCAAUAGGAGAAUAGACAUUAACAGUGGACUGCCACCCAGUGCGAGUUUCUGCUCCAACAGAGUCAGCACGACCAAGUACAACCCCCUGACAUUCUUCCCCUACUUCCUGUUUGACCAGUUCCGUCGCUAUGCCAACCUCUUUUUCCUCGCAAUCGGCUUGCUACAGCAAAUCCCAGGGAUCUCCCCAACUGGAAAAUUCACUACCCUUUUCCCCCUCUGCCUGGUUCUUCUCGCCACUGCUGUCAAAGAGAUCAUCGAAGAUGUGGUACGUAUGUCACUUUAGAGAAAGUGUUAGGCUAUGUAUGUUUAU